Pyrus x bretschneideri (Chinese white pear) is the source of this 1916-nucleotide messenger RNA. RefSeq lists its product as uncharacterized. The record is from RefSeq and is a predicted model, not a curated record. The coding region runs from base 124 to 1746 and encodes 540 amino acids. Gene Ontology annotation, cellular component: nucleus; site of double-strand break. NCBI's taxonomy places the organism in Eukaryota, Viridiplantae, Streptophyta, Magnoliopsida, Rosales, Rosaceae. Gene Ontology annotation, biological process: double-strand break repair. The transcript is spliced from 12 exons.
UUCGAAAAUUUUGGAUGCGAGUCCCCCGCCAUAAGAAAACCAAACGCUCUUUUGAUUCGAUCAUUUUCUGAAAAUCUCGGUCGCUCUCUCUCGGAGGACACUGAGAGUGAGAAGGCGGGGGUGAUGGCGGAGGUGAACCGGUGGAGCGUGACCUACACGAAGCACAUGAAGCAGAAGCGCAAGGUCUACCAGGACGGCUCCUUAGAGGUCAACGCCUCCACCAAUAAGAUGUUGCUGUUUGACGACUGCGAGAAGCUCUUGGAGUGCAGGAUAUUGAAGAAAGACGAACAAGUCAGCUGCGGCGAAACUCUCACGUUCAAUUCUUUUCUCGUUGACGUGAACGAAGCCUUAUCGGCUGACGGAGAUCGAAAACCUGUACCUGGUUUCGAUUCUCGAGCAAAAGAUGAGAAGCGCGCAAAGCCGUUUGUGAUUUCCAGGAAUAAGCCACAGAUAAGUAUGAGUCCGUCGCAAAAGAUUAUCAGAGAGUUUAAGAGUAGGGGACUGCACAAGUAUGGCGCAGGACAGAGUAGUCCAGAAACCACGAAUACUACCAAAACAGAGUGGCAGGUUUUGUACACCACCCAACUAACUCAAAAGGCCAAGAAGUAUCAUGAUGGUUUCUUACAGUUUUCGACUUCUGGGUCUUAUGGAAAGCAGAUACUACUGUUAGAUGCAAGCGGGAAUCAAAUAGACUGCAGGUUCCUUAAGAAAGAUGAAGUGGUAGCUUCCGGUGAAUCAAUAAGAUUUGAUGCUCAUUUAGUUGAAAUUGGAGAACGUGAAGGAGAUCGUAAGCCUGUAGCAGAUUUGCAUAUAAGAGAAAACAAACAUAAUGUUGUCGCUGAGGCAGGAAUAAACCUUGAACAGGGUAAUGGUGUUAUCACCAAUAAAGGUGCUGGAAAAGAAUGGAAGGUCCUCUACACUACACAAAUAACUCAAAAGGCCAAAAAGUACCAUGAUGGUUUUUUAAAGCUCGCAUUGUGUGGCUCCCAAAGGAGGCAGGUUAGUUUAUUUAGUGAAGAUAAAACCAUGCUGAGUAGUAAGCACAUCAGUUUGUCUGAAGAUAUAAGACAAGGUUGUAUGUUUGAGCUACCAAAAUAUCUGGUGGAGGUCGGUGAACCUUAUGCUAGUUCUGGAGAGGAUGAAGGAAAGUCCGAUGACAAAGAUUGUUUGAAGAAAGCUUCAAACUCAAAUCAUAGCAUCUCCAGUGUUGAGGAAACAAAACCAGGGAGGGCAGUCCCUACAAACAAGCCUUUGCGUGAUGCCCGUCAGAUUUUGUCCAUUCUCCAAAAACCUAUGGCUCAGGAGAGCAAAAUUUCCAGUCAUGAUAAUAACAGCGCGGCUAGGCCAGUUACCACCUCUAAGGGGUCGCAUGUUUCAGAUGCUAUAAUAUUGGAUUCCUCUGAAGCUGAUCAACCGUCACAACCACAUAGAAUAGCUGUGAAAAUAGAACUGAGUGAAAAGAUGGACACUGGAAAACCACCUGAUCUUAUGUCUUUUAAAGUCUAUGCAGGCAAAUCCGGUGGUAGUGGCGGGCGAGUAGCUGAUGGAGCCGACAUCAGAAAAGACCAGCAAUAUUCAGGCAAUGUGGAAGCUGACACUAAACAGCGUGACAGAGCAUACGCUUCUGAGAAAUCAAGUCUCAGUUCUUGUGCUUCUCAUGAUGCUGCUGAUGAGAAAAGACCUCGUUUUGAGGAGCCUGUUUUGGAGCAAAUCGAAGUAUGCCCAAGUUUCGAUCUUGGAUUUUAAACAACUUUACCCAAGUUUCGUUCUUCUAAUCAAUCGCUGUAUGGCCAGCGCUUGUAAAUUGUGAAUUGGAUGAUUUUAUUGACUCUCUUGCUAUCUUGUGGAAUAAAUUCCUUGGAUAAAAAAAUAGCAAGAUCCAAGAAAAGCUCGCCAACGUAUAUUUUCAGUGGUAA